AGUAGUGUCUUUAACAAUCUCAUCCAAUUCAAUCAAAGUUGUGAUCUUUUUCAUUACCCAACAACUGAAUCGAGUUGUGUAAUCAGAGACCGCUAAUUCCUCGUGGAAUCGCAUCUCGUCAAUCAGUUGUGGGUGCAUGAAUCAGAAAAGCGACUGGUUUUGGGAAAUUUGGUGGAAUCUUGGAUAUCAAUGCAGAUUGAGGUUUAAAUUAGCAAACUACAAUAGUUAUUGGGCUUUAACGUAAUUAUGAGAACAUAGAGGGUAAAAACGAAUAUAAUACGACAUUGGAGCCUCUUUGUAGCAAAUUAAGACCACUGAGCCACUGAGGAUAACUUUUCAUUACGAAAAUAUUCGAAGUUUGUGAAGACCAGGGCUAAUUAAUUCGUGAAACUGUUAAAUUCUCAACCGGUUGGAUACUGGGCCGUUGAUUGUGCAUUGUGGAUAUGAUAAUUGCUAUUUUUUUGCUUCAGGAGGAGGCUAUAGCAAAGGGAACCGUCGCCGUAUGCAGUAAAAAAAAGAAAAGAAAAAAAAGUAGAAAAACGGAAAUAUUCCAAUUUGACAAAGAUCAUUAAACCUAGUGGGUAAUCUUUCUCUGUUUUCUAUUUACUACUUAUAUAUAUCUCCAAAAAGAGUCCCCGUGAAUUAGACAUAAGCUAUGGUUAAGUAUCUGUUGAGAAGACGAGCCUAUUUCGUGGCGCCAGAGAUUCCUUUUGAUCUCAUGAUCGAGAUCCUAACUAGGUUGCCUGCUAAAUCGCUUAUGAGGUUCAGGUGUGUCUCAAAGCUAUGGUCUUGUCUGAUCCGGUCUCGAUAUUUUAGCAACCUUUAUCACACGGUUUCAUCAUCGCGACCGCAACCACUUGGUCUAUACAUGAGUUUGAAUUCGGUGCAUUGGGCGAGACACUUGAAGUGUGAUUCAAUGGAGCUUUGCCACAACCCUGGAAAGUCUGAUCUGCUAUCAUUAAGGUUAUCGUCGUCGUCUAGUAAUAGUGCUGAAUCAUCCUUAGAAAUAGAUUUGAAUUUCCCAGGGAUGGAAGGACACAUGAUGUUUGUUCUUCGCGGUCUGAUUUUAUACACUAUUUGCAGAAAAGCAUGUAUCUAUAAUCCCGCAACCAGACAAAGGUUAAUCUUACCGGCGGUCAAGUCCAACAUCUUUGCUCAACAAGUACCUAAUAAGCGCGUCUGCAACUUUUUCGGACAUGAUCCUAUUAAUGAUCAAUACAAAAUAUUAUGCAUUGUUGUGCUAAACUCAAAACAUAGGCUAACCUCCGAGUAUUGGGUCUUCGUAGUGGAACCAGGAGGUUUUUGGAAAAGAAUUGAGCAUGAUGAUGAUCAACCUCGCUUUCCUACAAGACAAGGACCCUGCAUCAACGGAGUUAUAUAUUAUCUGGCUUCCAGUUUUACCUGUCAAGAUAAGGUUUACUGUUUUGACGUUAGGUUUGAAGAGUUUCGUGUGAUCCAAGUACCCAGUGAGGUGUCUAAAUAUGCUUAUUCCGUGGGUUUCAUAGAGCAUGGUGGAAAACCAGCAAUUUUUGAUUUCACACGUAUUAGAGAAACUGGUGUGUCGGAGUUGUGGGUCUUGGAGAUGAAUGGUGGAACAUGGUCGAGGAAGUCUCUGGUUUUGAAGCUUUGUCAGAAACAUUUAGUGGAUGACGUUAAGAUUAUGGAUUUGAGAGUGCAUGAUACCGGUCAGAACAAUGAGGUUAUCUUGGCGUUGCCUAAUACUUGUUACCUUCUCUAUUAUGAUCUGAUAAAGAAUGAUUUGAGAAAGGUUGAUAUCAAAAGAGAAAGUCCACCGGACCAGAGGCUGAACAUAUAUGUCAAGCUCAUGGAUAAGGGUGAAAACAUCAUGCCCUUAGAAAUUUGAUUAUCAUUACUAUUUGUGUUUUGACUGCAAUUGUUGUACUAUUUAUUUUGUAAGUUUUAUUUUACUUAUGUUGCAAACAAACAGUCGUUGUUCUUCUUUUAUUGUUUAAUAUCAUGAUAGGACUAGUUUUGUUGA
This is a messenger RNA of Raphanus sativus (radish), 1999 nucleotides long. RefSeq names its product putative F-box protein At5g62660. The record is from RefSeq and is a predicted model, not a curated record. Gene Ontology annotation, molecular function: protein binding. The coding region runs from base 656 to 1864 and encodes 402 amino acids. NCBI's taxonomy places the organism in Eukaryota, Viridiplantae, Streptophyta, Magnoliopsida, Brassicales, Brassicaceae. The transcript has a single exon.